Messenger RNA from Penicilliopsis zonata CBS 506.65, 576 nucleotides. RefSeq lists its product as hypothetical. NCBI's taxonomy places the organism in Eukaryota, Fungi, Ascomycota, Eurotiomycetes, Eurotiales, Aspergillaceae. The record is from RefSeq and is a predicted model, not a curated record. The transcript is spliced from 3 exons. The coding region runs from base 1 to 576 and encodes 191 amino acids.
AUGGCCCCUGCUGCGACCGGUAACGUGACUAAGGAUUACGUCCCAAAGAAUCCUCUCUCUGGCAUCUCCACCUCCACGGCCUACCUAACUAACGUACAUGACGAUUUGGGGACAGCUCCCUCCCAGCACCGUGAGACUAGCAUCCUGAUCCGUCCCGAGAAUCCGUACUGCUCCCUGGGGCCCUUACCAACCGCCUUGUCGAUAUUUCACUGCCCACCCACCCACUCAGCAUCUCUGCUGCGUCGAGAGAGAGAGAUCCGCAUCCGCAUCCUGGCGGAUCAUUCAUUCUUCAACGACCCCCAAGUCUUUUUUAGUGCGCCCUUCACCUCGUUUCGCCUCUUGAGAGAAACGCACCUCCUCUCCCAUCCACUUCCCCUCCACCGACCUGCCUACCCCAUCUACCUCCUCCGUCUCCGACCACCCUCGCUCGCCCUUCGCCCCUCCUUCCCAUCGACGCCCUCGCCGACUGCCUUGUCGCUGACCGCCGGAUCUCAUCUCCAGCCACCACCACCACCACCACCACCCCUCCGGCCCUCGUCUCCGCCCUCCCCCCCCUCAUCCUCCUCUCUGUUGUGA